This is a messenger RNA of Podarcis lilfordi (Lilford's wall lizard), 2913 nucleotides long. The record is from the annotation of a GenBank genome assembly. NCBI's taxonomy places the organism in Eukaryota, Metazoa, Chordata, Lepidosauria, Squamata, Lacertidae.
AUGCCUGUAUUAUAUUUUCCCUUAACUUUGGGCACAUUAAAAAAGCCUGAAGACAAAAAGCAAUUGGGCGACUUCUUUGGGAUGUCAAACAGCUAUGCUGAAUGCUACCCUGCAACGUAAGUAUUCCUCGAAAUGGGAUGUGGGCUCUGGGGAACCACAUGAAGCCAAGCAAGAUAUUUCUUGCUUUACCCUAAUGUUUAGUGGACAAUAUUAAGGGCAGCUGUUUGCAGUAUUUGUAAUUAAGUACUCCUCUUCACUGGCAAGCUAAUUAUAUUUAUCUGGAGUCUUUGCAAAUUGGUGAAACUUGGAAUUAUGCAGACUUGGGGCUGCAAGUAUAAAUAAGAGCUUCCAAUUGUAUCCCUUUUCUUUUUAGCAUGGAUGACAUGGCUGUGGAUAGUGAUGAAGAAGUAGACUACAGCAAAAUGGAUCAGGUAAACUGUCAAUUGGUUAGCUUCAAGAUAAGCAUUUCUACUUCGGGGUGGGGCUGAUAUUUGGGGGAAAUAUUAUUAGUUGUGAUAUCUCCUAAAGUGUAGAUUGCCUAAGAUUUCACAUGACUCUCAUUUCCCAUUGGACUGUGUGGUGGCAGCUCCUCACACUCUGGCCUGGCUUGUGGCAGAAUGAAGUGUGUAGAUUUGAUUCUACUGCUUCAGGCUGCGUGUGUGGGAUUAAUCCUGCCCCCACCCCAGGUGCUCCUCAAUAUAACAACCAACCUCCUUGCAAGUAGAAAACUCUUAUAGCAAGGGUCAAAGUGGUCUUAAACGUUCCUCUUUGGCAUGAUAGUUGUGGGGAGUCCAGUGCAAUUUUGGGUUGCUGUUUCUUAUGGAGGCCUGCAGAAAUAUGGUUCUCCUACACGGAUACAUUAAGUUUAUAUUUUUUUCCUCUCUCCUCAAGGGAAAUAAAAAGGGACCCCUUGGUCGCUGGGACUUUGACACACAAGAAGAAUAUAGCGAGUACAUGAAUAACAAAGAGGCUCUGCCCAAGUAAGUUUGCCACUUGUCCUGAGGGUAAGAAUGGGAGAAGCAGAAGCAGUGGGUUAUGGUGGGUCCAACAUUUUAGCCUUUUGGGAGAACCCUACAAGUCAGCUGCUUCCUGUAACAUUGGUGGGAAUGUAUAUUUAGACCAUGGGAAGGCUUUUUUGAACCUAGCCUUCCUGCUGAAGGAAUUUUACCUCCAUUUUAGAGUUUUUGCUGUUUUAUCCUAGAGCGGCUUUCCAGUAUGGAAUUAAGAUGUCUGAAGGCCGUAAGACACGUCGUUUCAAGGAGACCAAUGACAAAGCAGAGUUGGAUCGGCAGUGGAAAAAGAUCAGUGCGGUGAGCAUUUUGAGCAGAAUGACUCUUUAGUUAUAUUCCCUUUUCCCAUCUUAAUGUGCAGUUUUUUCAGAACUUUAUUCAGAGUACCACUGACACUUUCCUGAGUUUAUUUUAAGAUUAAGAGGAGAAUGGAUCUUUGGCCAGCUUACUCAGUCACAUGCGUAUAUUUUCUCCGUCUUUGUGUAUUGGUCUUCAGUAUUCCCAAGUUGUUCUAUGGUCCUGUUUAUUCUAUUGCCCAGCAAGGAAAACAAUGCCUCCUCCUAUAGAACUUGUAGACUGUUCAUCUGCUUUCCCUUGUGUAACAGAUCAAAUGCUGAUCUAGCCUGCUAGAAAUCAGUUGUUUUCUGUUACGUGUUGUUGCAUGCUCCUUUGCUAAACCUUAGUACCUUCCUAACAUAGGAAGCUUUAAAAGUUGUGGGUUGUAUCUAAUGGAAGUGGUUUGGUUUGUGCAGUGGAACUGCCCUGUGCCAGUGCUGCCCCCAAACCUGCUACUGAACAGAUCUGAGAGGCAUGGGGGGGGAGGGGAAGUUUGUUGUGCAAGUGGAAGUCCUUGCGCAAACUUAAUUAUGUCAUUGGAUACAACCCUGUAUACAUAAUACAGUAAUUGUAAUGCGGUGAUUUUAACUUCUCUGCAGAUCAUCGAGAAAAGGAAGAAGUUGGAGGCUGAUGGGUUAGUAGAAAUGCUUUUACUUGAGAAUCUGUUGCUGUAUGAGUGCUACUCCUAGAGUCCACUCCCUGCUGUGCACUUGCCCUUAUGGGUCUUCAGCAGAGUGCUGUGACUUAGUUUUGGUGGUCUUGUGAUCCAGGGGGUGAGGGUUCAGCAUGUAUGAACUGAGGAAUAUUCGCCUUGAAGGUUUUUGCUCUGACCCAUGCAUUUUUUUUCACAUUCCUAAAAAGUGAGGCCAAAUUACACCUUUCACAAGUCCAAUUGUCCAGACCCCCAACUAUGAUUCAUUAACUAUGGGGUGCACAUAAAACUGAAAUAGGGCCUCACCUUUAUUCUGUCAUCUCUGUACUCUGUAGAGUUUUGCCCAUGCAAUUUAUCUGUUAUUUCAUCCACCCCUUUACGGUUUUAUUGCUGGCAAUAUGCGGGUGCCGAUAGAUCACAAUCCCACCGAAAUUACCUGCCCAUUCAGUCUUCACCAUGUCAGCCUUGUACAAAGGCUGAAGCUCUUCUCUGGUCCUUUAGUUCUGAUGCUCUGCUUGUAACUGCAUUCUAGCAGAAGCCUUGUCUCUGCAGUACUCGUUAGCUGUGAAGGAAAAGGCACUUGCCAGAAGGAUUCUUUUGUAUGUUUUAGUAACUUUGCAUGUUACCAUCUCUGAGGUUAUGCAAGGCCAUAUUUUGUUUUCAUGGCUUGAAAAGGCGAUAUGUAUUACUGCGCACAGUGCAGAUUCUUCGCAUUAGUGAGCAUGUCUGCUUCUGUGAUGGAGUGCAACUCUGAAGAUUUGAGUACAAGCCUGAAAGAGUUGAAUUAGUGCUGAAGUCCCACUGAUUGUAAAUUUUACUUCCUGCAAGCUGUAUUCUGUAUUGGACUCUUCUGUAUUAUGUGUCUCAUAAAAUGUCUGUAUUUUCAGGGUUGAGGUGAAGAGACCAAAAUAUUGA